AUGUAUCACCUCCUCAAAGGCAUGCACGAAUACUUGACGAGGAAAGAAGAGUUUUCAGUUAUUAUCAUUGGCCUUGACGGUGCAGGCAAAACGACUCUGCUGGAGAAGAUCAAGACUCUGUACAAUGAGACUCCUGGACUUGACCCGUCUAAGAUCGGGCCUACUGUGGGGCAGAAUACGGGCAAGAUAUCACUCCCGUCAAGUAUCUUGAACUUCUUCGACCUCGGAGGACAACGCGGUAUUCGAUCUAUCUGGCAUAGAUACUACGAUGACUGUCACGCCGUAGUAUACGUUAUCGACGCGCAAGACCGAGAGAGACUUGGUGAGGGCUGGGAAGUCUUUGACUCAGUCCUCUCCUCGCCCCAGAUCCUCAACAUCCCCCUCCUCCUCCUAGCCAACAAACAAGACUCACCCGAAAGUCUCUCAGCAACAGAGAUCAGACAGGACUACGAAGAAUGGGAUCAGAGGAGGAGGGAGAGCGCGAGGAGACGGUUUGGCGAGGAUGAGGAUGCGGAGAUGGAGAGGAAGCGGCAGAGGAUUGCAAGUUUGGAUGUUUUAGGUGUUUCGGGGCUUGAUGGGGCUGGCGUUCGGGAGGCUGUAGAUUGGCUGUUCUUGAGAGUGCAAAAUAGUAGACGGUGUGUGCAUUGCUGA
Molecule: messenger RNA, 651 nt
Organism: Suillus paluster
Lineage: Eukaryota; Fungi; Basidiomycota; Agaricomycetes; Boletales; Suillaceae
Product: P-loop containing nucleoside triphosphate hydrolase protein
Exons: 6
Coding region: 1-651 (216 amino acids)
Biological process (GO): protein localization to organelle; Golgi to plasma membrane protein transport; intracellular protein transport
Cellular component (GO): Golgi apparatus
Molecular function (GO): GTP binding; GTPase activity
Source: RefSeq, a predicted model, not a curated record